AUGAUCAACCGUCCCAACCGCGUCAUUCAAAAUCAACGCCAUUAUCAAGCUCCUUCUCAAGUUCCCCUCUGGUUAAAAGGACCCCGUGACAGAUUCGUCUCCACAGUGGUCUUUGGUGUCAUUGGUGUUGGUGUUGUAGGUGCUCUUUGGGGCACUGUCAAGAUGGCUAAAGGAGAGAAAUAG
This is a messenger RNA of Lichtheimia ornata, 183 nucleotides long. RefSeq lists its product as uncharacterized. Lineage: Eukaryota; Fungi; Mucoromycota; Mucoromycetes; Mucorales; Lichtheimiaceae. The transcript is spliced from 2 exons. The record is from RefSeq and is a predicted model, not a curated record. Gene Ontology annotation, biological process: mitochondrial electron transport, cytochrome c to oxygen. The coding region runs from base 1 to 183 and encodes 60 amino acids.